AUGACGCUAUCAAUCUCACGCUUCCUGCACAAGCUGGUCUUACUCCUGUCCAUAUCACCCUUGACGACCUCACGACACGUACAUCGCCGUCCCAUACACAAACACCAUGUCCGCCAACUCGUCGUACCAGCCGUAACAGCGAUCGAAGAGCCGUCUACAACGACAGAGGUGCCAGCAUCAUUUACAGCCGGCGAUGCUGCGAUUGAAGACAUCCAAGCGAUACAAGAUGGCCUGUCCGACCUGCCCAGAGAUCUCUUGACAUUCAUCCAGGCGAUAGAACAUCGCAUGGAAGAAUUGGAAGUGCUGUUUCAAAGCUUGAUACCAGGAUCUCCUGAGGCUGUAUCGACCUCCCAAUCGCCUUCUUUGCUGUCCGCGGCAUCGUCGACGGGAACGCUGCCAAUACCAGACUUCACUGGCCUGAGCAUUCCCUUGACUGGCUCGUAUGAGACUACACUGAACACUGCAACGGCACCGCGGGCGAGCGCAGUCACAUCGCGAUCAUCGCAGAGCUUCAAGUGGAUACUUUCCAGCAACGGGAGUAGUCCAAAUCCAGUGUGUCCGUACGCCAGCGGGACAGGAUAUCCGUUGCAUCCAGCUUCGUCCACAUACACUUUCGACCCUCAGGCCACUGGCAACAUAGCCAUCAACGUCUACAACAGCGGUAGAUCGCCCAUUCAAGGAGGUCUCUCGGCUAUUUGCGAUAAAGAAGAGAUCGACACCGUGCUCCUGUCUUUCUACACCACACUGCAAGGUCCUGAGGGCUAUCCGUCGUUCGGUGCGUCGGGGUGUACUUGGGAUCUGCCUGCAGCUCAGAAGGCUGCGGAAUCUAACACCUCUCUGUGCGCCGGACUGGUCGAAGGGGUGACCAAGUGUCAACAAGCAGGAAAAAAGGUUCUUGUCGGCUUGCAGAAUUACGAAGUGGAGGACCUCCCCUCAGACGAGCGCGCUACUGAGCUGGCCAAUAUCACCUGGAAUCUUCUUGGUGGAGGCGAGAUCGAUAGCCAGCUUAGGCCUCUUGGUCCAGGAAUCAAACUCGAUGGCUUCGUGAUGGAUGGCAUCAAGAAUACCUCGGAAUGGCUUGUCUUCGCCAGCUCGCUACGGAGUCAUUUCGACGAAGACUCAAGCAAAUCCUAUUACCUUGCUUCGGCACCGGACUGCUCGCUCGGAAACCCAUCCAUCGGCAUAGGAAUCAUGGCCCAGUCCGACUUCGUCUAUCCCGGGUUCACAGGCUGGGGUUGCGGUCUCUGGGGCCUCGAAUUCAACGAAGCGAAACCCGCCUGGCAAAACUCCACGGUAAUGAGUCUCGAGGUCUCGACCUUCGUAGAUACCUUGCAGCAAUGGUCGACUCUGCUAAUCGGCCAGAGCACGCUUCCCCAACCACCUAGGUUGUACCUUGGGAUGAGCAUUCCUCAAGAUCGGUAUGGGCCUGAGGACAAGUUGGCGAUGGUGUUCAAUGAGGUGCAAAAGCGCAAGAUCUCGAAUUGGGGUGGUGCGAUGAUUAGAAGUGGGGAUUCGAUGGUGAAUAAUGUUGAUGGAAGGGGAAACAACUAUCUGAGGGGCUUGAGAGUGUUGUUGAUUGUGGUGCUGAGAGCUGUUGGCCGGGUUUUGGGAAGUAGUUGCGUCGUCCCAUGUAUUCACAGAAACGCUUCUCCAUCGUGA
Zasmidium cellare ATCC 36951 is the source of this 1659-nucleotide messenger RNA. RefSeq names its product glycoside hydrolase family 18 protein. The transcript is spliced from 2 exons. Lineage: Eukaryota; Fungi; Ascomycota; Dothideomycetes; Mycosphaerellales; Mycosphaerellaceae. Bases 1 to 1659 code for a protein of 552 amino acids. Gene Ontology annotation, molecular function: chitinase activity. Gene Ontology annotation, cellular component: extracellular region. The record is from RefSeq and is a predicted model, not a curated record.